Messenger RNA from Gadus morhua (Atlantic cod), 1742 nucleotides. Its product is annotated as RING finger protein 151. NCBI's taxonomy places the organism in Eukaryota, Metazoa, Chordata, Actinopteri, Gadiformes, Gadidae. The coding region runs from base 464 to 1216 and encodes 250 amino acids. The record is from RefSeq and is a predicted model, not a curated record. Gene Ontology annotation, molecular function: zinc ion binding. The transcript has 4 exons.
CUCAAUAAUUACUAUACGUCAUUAGGGAUUCACAUUUCAAAUACAAUAUAAUUCAAGAUUUCUUAACGUGAGUGACUUAUAAUGUAUUGUCCUCUCUAAAUUAUAACGUGCCUGUUUUGUUUUGACGUUCAAAACAUCUAUUCAGAGCAAUGGAUGUCGCUAGAGAAGUGGUUCGCCGUGACAAAAAACUGUCAUUUUCCAACAUGAUUGGCGUUCACCAUGCUAGAACAAGACAGAAGGCCCACGCCUCACAUGGAAAACAAUUAUCUCCUCCGUGGUUUAGAUAUAUUGGUAGAUAUGCAUUUGUUUACGCGCAUGUUCCCUGACUUCAUGCGUUGUGAGGAAGGUUCAUGUAUGUGUUCUAUUGAUAAUGUGGGUGUGUAGCUUGUGUUACAUGACUGCGAGCGAUAUGGAGUAGCCCUAAACAGGAAUGGAAAGAGGCUGAUCAGAAGUGAAGGUUGUUAUGGCGGAUUCAGAGGCAUCACCGCAGAGCGGGGGUUACGAUGUGGAGCUGUUCGUGGACACGCCUGACUACGACCUCAUUUGCACCAUCUGCCAGGGGGUCCUACGAUGCCCCGUGAGAGCCACGUGCCAUCACAUCUUCUGCAAGAGAUGCAUUUUGCAAUGGCUGAAGAGGCAGGAGACAUGCCCGUGCUGCAGAAAGGCUGUCAACCAGAGCGUCAUCUUUGUCAUGUUCAAGCUCAGCAGGUCGAUUGGCCGCAUGAAGAUUAAGUGUAGGAAUGAGAUCCGCGGCUGCUCAGCGACGUUCCCACUCGCGGAACAGUAUUGCCACAGCAUGAGCUGCGUCUACGAGCUCAUCCCCUGCCCGUACCAGGGCUGCCGUGCCCAGCUCCUCCGCCGCGACCUGGACACGCACGCGCGCCACUGCGAACACUGGCGGCAGCCCUGCCACAUGGGCUGCGGCGUUGUGCUGUCCCACCGUACGCAGGCCCAGCACAACUGCUACCGGCAGCUGAGGCAGGAGUACGCCUUGAGGCAGAGGAACCACCGGGCCAUCGCCGCUGCCCUGCAGCGGAAAAUGCGGCGCAUGCAGAGCACCAUGGCCCACAUGAAGAGGCAGAUCGGCCUGAUCUGCGAGAGCCUGGAGGUCAUGGACGACCUGCAGGAAGAGGAGGUGGAGGAGGAGGUGGAGGAGGAGGAGGUGGAGGAGGACCAGGGGGAGACCAGCGGAGGCGCCAGUGCCAGUGGCUCAUGAUUAGGAGGAGGGUUUUCUCUUGGGUUUUGUGUGUGUGUGAGUGAAUAAGCUACAUGUUUGAUGACGUAAAGAAAAGUAUUAAAAAAUACUGUGGUUUACAGAAUUUUUAGAUGGUCUUUCGUGAACUGCCAAUUGUUAAUGCCUCUGUUGCCAUCUUGCUUGUUCACAUUUUAAAAUCAGAGUUUAAUAUUUUGACUGGGGAAAAUCUUGGGUCCUGCUUUUUGUCUAUGUCAAUGAGAAGGAGUUUUUUAUUUGGUACAAGCUUGUAAAGUGGCAUUUGGUAGGUAUAUUGUAUAAAUUGUUUUACCCAACAGAUGUUGAUAGCUGAUUUGUUUGGUGUCCACUUGCAACUAACACAUGGUCAUGCAAUUUACAAUUUUUCCGAUGCCACCUCAGGGGACCUAUAGAACUGGUUUCAUUAUUGACCAUCUUAUUUUUGCACAGUACAGCUUUAAAAGUGAAAUGAUAUGAUAAUAAUGAAUUCCAAUGUCUAUGUGUUUUUUUUAUAAAAAGGAAUCAUACAUUA